UGUCAGCUGCAGCAUGCUUUGUUUUGCUCUGCAUAGUAGAGCAAUACAAAGCAGCAUAUUUAAAACAUAAAACACACACAGCACACAGUUAACACUUUGAUCUCCCCAGAUGUUAACCCCUUCUUGCCCAGUGUCAUCAGUACAGUGUCAGUGCUUUUUAUUAGCACUGAUCACUGUAUUAGUGUCACUGGGGAUAUCAGUGGCAGUUAGUCCGUGUCAGUUAGUGUUAGAAUGCCCGCCGCAGUCCCGCUAUAAGUCACUGAUCGCCGCCAUUACUAGUAUUCAAAAAAAAAAAAUUCCAGCAUAUAUAACGCCAUUUGUAGAUGCUAUAACUCUCAUGGAAAUUUAUUAAUUUA
Molecule: messenger RNA, 356 nt
Organism: Staurois parvus
Lineage: Eukaryota; Metazoa; Chordata; Amphibia; Anura; Ranidae
Source: the annotation of a GenBank genome assembly